CCCCUGCCCUCCUGUCCCCUCCAUGGGGGAGGGACGGCCUGGCGGUGAGAGGAGGCAGCUGGGGGACAGGUCAGCCACCCCCCCUGGGCCUCCCCCGGAAGCCCCCGGGCCCCUGCGGGUUCCACGAGGCCCAGCCUGCCUGCCUCUGGUCUGGGAGGCCUCUGCCGGGGUUUCACUUCUGUCCCGGGGGUUAAGUCACACGCGGGCCCUCCUCUCCCCACCGGCGGCCCACGGCGAGCCUUUGCUAUUUACCCACCUCAGACUUUGGAAGGAUCGUGGACCUCGGCUGGAAGGAAGCAGGGGGAGCCGGGCCCUGCCUGUCCCCCACCACCGGUUUGAGCAGCUGCGAGGGGUGGCAGGGCUGUGGGCCUGGACUCCGUUCUGGUCCUGCCAGGCAUCGAGCUGUGUGACUCGGGCUAUCGCCUGGCUUCUCUGAGCCUCGUGUUUGCUUCUGCAGCCUGGGCUGUGACAGUUCGCCCUCACGCCGAGGUCGGGGGAAGGGGGGGAGAUGGAGGGAAGCCCAGGCCAGAGGGCCAGGCUGCAGGGGGUGCUUCUGGGCCCUGCCCCCCAACCCCAGUCCCAUGUAACCCCUCAGGGCCCUGUCUGCCCCCCAGCGUCUCUUAUAGGGGCUGUCAUUCUGAGUCCCAUUAUACAGACAGGGACACUGAGGCCGGCGGGGUCCAGUCUCGGGAUGGACGCAUGCAGCGGGCAGCCCAGAGCUGGGAUUCAAACCAGGCCCACACCUGUCCCAGCCAGGGAGCUGGAAGUGGGAAAGGCAGAACCCGGGUCCACCAGAACAGGAGGCUGGGCUGGGCUGGGCUGGGGGUGUGGGGCACAGAUCUCAGGGGUGACCCUGGGGCUAAACCAAACAGCUACUCACCCCUGCGAGGAGGAGGGAUCUGACCUCACGGUGAGUCUCCAGAAGAGGCAGCUGGGAGGAUGGCAGCCCUGAGGCAGGAGGCCAGUGUUGCUCAGAUCUAGGGUGGGGGUGGUUUAAGUGACACAGAGGGCGCUGGAUCCCCACCCCCCGGCUCCAGGGCCUCGGGAAAAGACCAUCCAAGGCCACGUGGUUAGGGUCGCCUCUGGGCUGGGCACCAGAGUGGGCUGGGCUCCCUCUGGAAGUUUUCAGGGAGGAAGGAGGAGGGGCUGGUGAGGCCAGGCUCUGAGAGCAGCAGGAGCAGGCGGGUCCCAGCCAUGCUGUCCCCUCGGCCUGAUGGAGGCCUGGACCCCCAAGGAGGACUUGGCAGGGGCCCCCUCUGAGUGUCAGGAGGGCCCCUCCGCCAGCCCCCAGGCUCCCCAGCCCGCAGGACUGAGGCUGCAGACCCCCGGCUCUGUGCUUGUCCUGCAUCUGCCCCCCCCCCACCAGCAGCCCCCCGGGGCAGUGAGGCUCCAGCUGUUAGGAUUUCAGGGUGGCAGCUGCAGUAGGACAGCUGGCUUCCUGGCGGCCAGUAGACUUGCGUCCGAGUCUUCCUUUUCUCAGUCUAUAAGUGGGGAACAGCCUUACUGUGGCACAGUCGUGGGGCUGGGUCCACCGCGGGCUUCUAGCAGGUGGGCACAGUCCUGGCUGUGCCCACACGCCAGGCCCGGCCCUGGCCAGGCUUCCGUCCUCCCAGCGACCUGGGGGCAGGCACCCUCAGGACCCCUGCUUCACAGGCAGGAAGUAGCAAUUCGCGGGCGGGCUUUCCUGGACACGCAAAUAAGCAACAUUCCAGCCCCAGGCCUGGAGUGGUGAGGAAUCAGGCACACGGGUCAGGUGACAAGGCCUCUGGCCGGGUCAGGACCAGCUGUGGAACCCGGCCCUGUCCCUGCACUGCUGAGAGCCGCCUUCACCCACCUGGGACGGGGGUCCGGACCUGGCUCUGUGUUGGGAGGCUGCUGGCAUCCACAACGGGGUGAUUGCCGUCUUCCAGCGCAAGGGGCUGCCCGACCAGGAGCUCUUCAGCCUCAACGAAGGCGUCCGAACCAGCUGCUGACGAAAGGCAUGGUGAUCCUGCGGGACAAGAUCCGCUUCUACGAGGGACAGAAGCUGCUGGACUCCCUGGCCGAGACCUGGGACUUCUUCUUCAGCGACGUGCUGCCCACCCUGCAGGCCGUCUUCUACCCGGUGCAGGGCAAAGAGCCGUCCGUGCGCCAGCUGGCACUGCUGCACUUCCGGAAUGCCAUCACCCUCAGUGUGAAGCUGGAAGACGCGCUGGCCCGCACCCGCGCCCGCGUGCCCCCUGCGGUUGUGCAGAUGCUGUUGGUGCUGCAGGGCGUGCACGAGUCCCGGGGAGUGACCAAGGACUACCUGCGCCUGGAGGCGCUGAUCCAGAAGGUGGUGUCGCCCUACCUGGGCACCUACGGCCUCUACUCCAGCGAGGGUACCUUCACCCACCCCUGCAUCCUGGAGAAGCACUUACUGCGCCGCUCACGUUCCGGGGACGUCCUGGCCAAGAAUCCGGUGGUGCGCUCCAAGAGUUAUAACACGCCGCUGCUGAACCCCGUGGCGGAGCACGAGGCCGAGGGCGCGGCGGCCGGCAGCACGGGCAUCCGGCGACACUCCGUCUCCGAGAUGACGUCCUGCCCGGAGCCCCAGGGCUUCGCCGACCCGGCCGGCCAGGGGCCCCCCGGGACCUUCAGGCCCUCCCCGGCGGGGCCCUGCCCCAGCAGACUGUACCCCCCGGCCCAGUCCCCGGAGCCCGGCCCGGGCCCGGCCCGCAGCUCGCCGGCCUCCUCCAGCCCCGAGAACCUGGUGGACCAGAUCCUGGAGUCGGUCGACUCGGAUUCGGAAGGGAUCUUCAUUGACUUCGGCCGGGGCGGGGGCGCUGGCGCGUCGGGGUUUGAGGGCGCGGGGGGCCGGCAGAGCGUCGUGUGACGGCUGCGUGCGUUCCCACCGACCCCGCGUGUGUGCCCGUGCAGUGCGUGAGUGCGAGAGUUUUCUACUGUCCCAUCCAGUCCCCGACGGCCGCAGCCCUCGGCCUUCCCGAGUCUGUCGGAAAAGCUGCAGCCGCCACCAUCCCAGACCCCGCGCCUUCGUUCUGGGGCGGCGGCGGCUCGCGGAGCCCCGUCUGCGGGAUCGGGCACCGCCACCCCCAACCCCCCCACACACACCGCCCUCCAGGGCCCACACCACGGAGACUGUGAACCCCUCUGCCUGGCCUAGCCCCCAGGGUGACAUGGCCGGUGGCAGACCUGGUUUCCCCUCGCCCACUCGCUCCAGCCACAGCGUGACCUCCCAAGCGUGACUCUGCCCCAGACCCUCCAGCGGUCCUGGUGGCUGGGACAGGAGGCGGGUGGAAUAAAACUUGUCUAUCUGG
Molecule: messenger RNA, 3296 nt
Organism: Phacochoerus africanus (Common warthog)
Lineage: Eukaryota; Metazoa; Chordata; Mammalia; Artiodactyla; Suidae
Gene: PRR5
Product: proline rich 5
Exons: 7
Coding region: 1982-2854 (290 amino acids)
Biological process (GO): TORC2 signaling
Cellular component (GO): TORC2 complex
Source: RefSeq, a predicted model, not a curated record